Lampris incognitus (smalleye Pacific opah) is the source of this 1813-nucleotide messenger RNA. RefSeq names its product protein tyrosine phosphatase 4A1 (gene ptp4a1). The record is from RefSeq and is a predicted model, not a curated record. Bases 28 to 549 code for a protein of 173 amino acids. Gene Ontology annotation, molecular function: protein tyrosine/serine/threonine phosphatase activity. Gene Ontology annotation, cellular component: nucleus. Gene Ontology annotation, biological process: protein dephosphorylation. The transcript has 5 exons. NCBI's taxonomy places the organism in Eukaryota, Metazoa, Chordata, Actinopteri, Lampriformes, Lampridae.
UUGUUGUUUUUCCUUUUAAUUGACAAAAUGGCUCGUAUGAACAGACCAGCCCCUGUGGAGAUCACCUACAAAAACAUGAGGUUCCUGAUCACCCACAAUCCCACCAACGCCACACUGAAUAAGUUCAUCGAGGAGUUGAAGAAGUAUGGAGUGACCACCGUUGUGAGAGUUUGUGAGGCCACCUAUGAUGCAACCCUGGUUGGGAAAGAAGGAAUCCAGGUUCUGGAUUGGCCAUUUGAUGAUGGCGCUCCUCCCUCCAACCAGAUUGUUGAUGACUGGCUGAACCUCCUGAAGGUGAAGUUUAGGGAGGAGCCUGGCUGCUGCAUUGCUGUUCAUUGUGUAGCAGGACUGGGAAGAGCUCCUGUUCUGGUGGCCCUCGCCAUGAUAGAAUGUGGGAUGAAAUAUGAGGAUGCGGUCCAGUUCAUUCGACAGAAGCGUCGAGGAGCCUUCAACAGUAAGCAGCUGUUCUACCUGGAGAAAUAUCGUCCAAAGAUGCGCCUGCGCUUCAAAGACUCCAACGGCCAUCGCAAUAACUGCUGCAUCCAGUAGAGCCAAAACCUGGACAUGCCAACCCCCCCCCCCCCCCCCCCGUUACACACACACAAAAAAGAAUUUAAUCUUGCUAGCUUACUCCCUGGCAGGCUUCUUUUUUGUUUUCGUUUUUUAUUAGUUAUUGUGUUGAAGUAUUUCCUUUGGAAAUCCUCUCAGUAAGUCAAGUGUUCCCUUCCCUCAUCGGUUUCAAAUCCAAGUGUCGGAAAAAAAACCCAGUCGUGUGAAGCAGACUUGCAGUGUGUUCUGUUAAUGUGCCGUAGAGUUGGAAAGAGCAGUGCAGCCAGUGAGUCCCGUAUCUUUGUGAAGCGUCAAGAUGUUGGUUUCUUAGUUUUUGCAAACACACCCAAAGAUUUUUGAUUGGCCAGUGUGUUUACAUUGCCUGAGAAUGUGCUACAAAGAGCUAUUUUUUCAUUUCAACUCGAGCAUUUAUGUACCCCAUUAAAAUUUUUACGUUUUGCGUGACAAGACUGACUAGAUAAGAGGUUUGCCUUCCUUCAGAUCAGUGGUUCAUCCAUAAAUGCCUUACAAUCGAAAUGGGACGAAGGCAAUCGGGGUGAGAGUCAACACCCGCUACCAUUGGGAAAAGGUCUUUCAUUUUUUUUACUCGGAACAAAAAUAAUUGUUGCCUUUGUCUGUGCAGGAAGUCUUAUGUACCCUUUUGCCCCUUUCAGUGACUAUUUUUAAUAUGAAAUGCCUAAUUGUUGCAAUAUUUGUCCGUUUAAAGUGGGGGAACUUUUAGCAUUUUUUUUUUUUUGGCUUUUCUUGAUUAAAAAAAACCUUUUGUUUACUGAUUAACUGCCAUGUCCAAAAUGUGAUUUUGUUUAUUUUAUUGUUUUAGCUUUGAACUGGACUUCCAACAUCUGCGAUAUUUUGUAUGCCUUUUUAUUUGAUGUCUGUAACUUAAGACUUGGAUACUUGAUGAAUUUAUGUAUUUGAAAAUGUGUACUAUGAUUAUUAUUAUUAAUAGGUUGGCUAUUUAUACUAUCAAUGGAUGUGUGUUUUAGUACCGUGAGCGACAAAAUUGUACCUGUUCACCAACUUGUGAGUGUACAUUAAAAUGAUACACCGAAAAAGGUUAAAAAAAAAAAAGAAAAAGAAAAAAAGGAGUGGUCAUUGACGGUUAUGCUUGUUUGUCAGAUUGAAGUUUUGUCCCAACAGUAGAUAUCCGAUGCCGAAGUGGGGGAGUAACAGCUUUUCUUAAAGCAUGACAGGACCUACAUAGAACAAAUUGUAUUUUAUGAAAAACAGAAUAAAAGUCAAU